UUUCAGUACACGCGCGCGGACCGUCACUCCGCAAAAUUCAAACGGUUUAAUUUGCCCGUGGCGCCAUCUGUUGUUGAGUUGACAAGUCUCUUUUCCACGUCAUCCGUAGACCGCGUGUGCAUUUCACUGUUUACUGUUUGACAGAGAGUACGAAGUAAAUAGUUGUUGUUAAUAGUAAAUAGUUGUUCUUGUUUUAUAUUAUUAUUAAGUAGAUUUUAGUUAGUGUUAGUUAGUAAUAGUGUUUUGUGUUUAGUAAAGACUUAAUAGUAGUGUAAGUAAAUAGGUUAUUGUGGAGUAUUGUUUGGUUAAAACAGUUUUCAGAAUGUGUUCCAAUAAAGACGAUGAGGUGCAACUGGAAACGUUUUUAAACAGUUUCACAUUGGAUGAUGCAGCAAUCGACCCACAGUACGAGGACGAUGAAGACGAUGAUGAAGCAGAUCAUUUGGAAGAGAGAACGGAGUGCACAGACACUGAAGAAGAGAUCUCAGAUACUGAGGAGGAUUUCGGUACAUCACCGACUUCAGACGCCUUUUAUGUAUGUAAAGACGGAGUGACAAAAUGGAACAAAAAAUUAGCACCGAAACAUGAAAGAGUGCCUGAAAAUUUAUUGAAGCAUUUACCUAGUCCUAGAACCGCCACUAAAAAUCUCAUAUCUGAAAUAGAUAUUUGGAGCUAUUUUUUCAAUGAAGGUAUGUUGAAGGUUAUAGUUGAUUGCACAAAUCAACACAUAAGUGGCACCAAAUCACACUUUAGUCGAGAAAGGGAUGCUGAAGAUACAAAUAUUCAUGAAAUUAAGGCGUUGUUGGGCUUAAUAUAUAUGGCUGGAGUUUUGAAAGCAAAUCGAUUGAAUGCCAGAGAAUUAUUCAGCACUCAGGGAUGUGGAAUAGAAAUAUUUCGCCUGACAAUGUCGAUAAAUAGAUUUUUAUUUCUUAUGCGUAAUGUCCGUUUCGACAACAAGGAAACUCGUGAGCAACGAAAAGAAAUCGAUAAAUUAGCGCCAAUUCGCCAGAUUUUUGAUAAUUUUGUCGUAAACUGUCAAAGUGCUUACAGCCCGUUUCAUUGUGUCACCAUCGAUGAAAAGUUGGAAGGUUUUCGAGGACGCUGUUCGUUCAAGCAAUACAUACCUAGCAAGCCGAAUAAAUAUGGCAUAAAAAUUUUCGCGCUAGUAGACGCCAAAUGCUAUUUUACUACCAAUUUAGAAGUCUAUGUUGGCAAGCAACCAGAUGGGCCAUAUGCUGUGGACAACUCUGCCAGCGCUGUUGUACAGAGAUUGUGCGAACCAAUAAACGAAUCAGGUAGAAAUGUUACUACCGAUAACUGGUUUACCAGUAUACAGUUACUGGAAGCUUUAAAGGAAAAAAAACUCACAUUAUUGGGUACAAUACGAAAAAAUAGAAAAGGGUUACCAAAAGAAUUCACACAACCACCAAAAUCCAGAGCUGUAAUGUCCACCCUGUUCGGAUUUCGCGACAACGCUACUUUAGUAUCGUAUAAACCGAAAAAAAAUAAAAAUGUUUUAUUAAUUUCAAGUGGACAUCAUGACGACGGCAUUGACGAAAAUACUCAGAAGCCAAAUAUGAUCCUUGAUUACAACAACACAAAGGGCGGUGUUGAUACUGUGGAUAAGUUGUGUGCAAGUUAUAAUUGUGCAAGGAUUACACGAAGAUGGCCGAUGGUGGUUUUUUAUGCACUAUUAAAUAUUGCUGGGAUUAAUAGUAUUGUUAUCCAUAAAUUUAAUAAUCCGACAGUGACACAACCGAGAAGAACAUUUCUAAGAAAUUUGUCAAUGGCAUUAAUUGAUGGUCAUCUUCGGCAGCGAGCUCAGCUUCAUUGUCUUCCCAGGCAAAUGUCAUCCAGGAUUAGAGAAAUUACGGGAUAUGAAGAGCCACUACAAGGAGCUGCAGCAACACCGAGCGAUGAAAAUAUUCCAAAGCGAGGUCGCUGUGCAUAUUGCGACAGGAGAAAAAACCGGCCGACAAAAUAUUCCUGUACAACUUGUCAAAAAUUUAUGUGUUUAGAACAUUGUACAAUCGUUUGUGAAGAAUGUUUUAAUAAAGACGAAAUUUUCUAAAUAUA
This is a messenger RNA of Onthophagus taurus, 2076 nucleotides long. RefSeq names its product piggyBac transposable element-derived protein 4-like. The record is from RefSeq and is a predicted model, not a curated record. Lineage: Eukaryota; Metazoa; Arthropoda; Insecta; Coleoptera; Scarabaeidae.